CAAUCGAAUACUGUAGCUGAUCGAAUAAUAAAAGAAGAUCAUGGAAGAAAUCCAACCGUUGGAUUCGAUUGCAGUGGUGGCGCGUCACCUGCGUCGUCUCGUACCGAUUGUAAACAUCCCUGCCGCUACCAGCUUCAAAACAAAAAAAGACACGACACAAAACCAGAGGAAGCAACAUGAAACGCAUAAUGAAGCGGGUGAGCGGCGGAGGACCAGAAAGACGGGCGCCAGCUCGCACUGUCAGAGAGGACAUGGACGUGGAACUGUCCGCCAAGGCAGAGUUGGCGGAUCUGAAGCAUCGAGAGCAACAUCUUUUUCAGGAUGGGGGUUUGGAAACUUUGGGUGUCAGCGUUCAUUGGCUCGAGACUGGAUUCAUGGACGAAGUUCACGCCGCUGGCUUUGACCGUAAUGCUACCAUUUAUGAGAUUGAACCAGUGGUGAUUCGAGGAAAAGGACUCAAUAUGCUCUGUCCCGUUGACGGAGAGAAAGGAGUCUCCUAUGUUCAUGCGCUCCUUUCUCCCAAGAGAAACAGCAAAAAGCAACUGCUGGACAACAUCAGCAGCCAUAACAGUGUUGCCCCUCCUCCUGCUGGUCCAGCAGCAUUUAUGCUCAGCUACGGUUGGAUUUACAGCAUUGGAGACAUCGUGGAAACUCUCUCGGACUUUUGUACCACCAACAAGGUGGACCCCACCACCACCUACAUUUGGCUUUGCUGCUUGUGCAACAAUCAACAUCGGGUUGUGGAAAACCAAAAGAAUAGCAAGGCAGUGCCGUUUCAAAGAUUCCGUGAUAUCUUUUAUCAACGUGUCACAGGGAUUGGUCAUGUGUUGGCCUUAAUGGCGCCCUGGCAGAAGCCGCUCUAUUUGACUCGCGUCUGGUGUAUUUUCGAACUUUUCACUGCCGAUCAGCAAGAGGACUGUGACGUGAGUAUUCUGAUGCCACCCCGAGAAAAGGAAGCACUGAAACAAGACCUGUUUGGAGAGGGUGGAAAAGAUAUUGGGACUGGAAUCACGGCCUUGUACAACGCCCUCGCCAACACAAGGGUCCAAAAUGCUCAAGCUUCAAUCGAGUCCGACAGGUUGGCCAUUUUGCAGUUGAUUGAAGAUGAUAGUGGCUGUGGCAGUCUGAACCACAGUGUCAACGAACUUCUUCGGCGGUGGGUGCUUGAUGUAGUGUCAUCAUUUGGGGAUGAUUGGGACAAUUCACCGGACUCACUUGAUGCUGCAGAUACUUUUGUCAAGAUUGGACUGCUGCUUCAAGAAUUUGGGGGCCAUGAUUCUGCCUUAAAACUGUACAAGAAAGCUCUGGCAAUCAGGGAAUCAGCACUUGGUACUGAUCACGAGGACACUGCCACCUGUUACAAUGUGAUUGGUGAUGUUCUGAUUGUGAAAGGAGAAUAUGAUGCCGCUUUGGUGGGAUGUAGGAAAGCUCUGGCUAUAAGAGAAUCUGUGCUGGGCAAAGAUGACCCAUUCACUGCCACAACUCAUGGAAGCAUUGGAUUAGCAUUCGCAUUUCAAGCAAACUACGAUGCCAGCCUGGAGCAAUACCACAAGACUCUAGCUAUUCGAGAGUCAGCUCUGGGGAAGAAACACAUUGACACUGCCACAACCUACAAUGACAUUGGAGUGGUGCUAGGCGAGAAGGGUGAUUAUGACACUGAAUUGAUGUACUACCAGAAGGCCCUGGCCAUCAGAGAAUCAGAACUGGGGAGGGAACACCCCGAAACAGCUCAAACUUACGUGUGCCUGGGAUCAGUCCUCACACAUAAGGGAGAGUAUGAUUCAGCUCUAGAGGAAUACAAGAAAGCGCUCGCUGUAAGGGAAUCAGUCUUGGGAAAGGAUCAUCCAGACACAGCCCAUUCCUAUGUUUCAAUUGGUGGAGCAUUUCACUUCAGGGGUGAUUAUGAUGCAGCUUUGAGAGAAUACAAAAAAGCAUUGUCAAUCUUCCAAUCAGCUGUUGGUGAUGACCACCCUGAUACAGCCACAGCCUACUCAGCAAUUGGUGAGGUGUAUGAGUCCAUGGGGAGAUAUGAUGAAUCAUUGGAUUACCACAGAAGGGCACUUCAUGCACGUGAGAGAGCCUUUGGUCAGAAUCACCCAGACUGUGCCACAUCCUUCAAUUGCAUUGGCGCAGUAUUGGAUAGUAUGGGGGAUUACGAUGGAGCGCUCGUUCAGUACAAGAAGGCUCUAGCAAUCAGAGAAUCAGUCCUUGGAAAAAAUCACACCGACACUGCCACAGCAUACAAUAACCUUGGCAUGCUUUACUACACCAAAGGUGACUAUGAUGCCGCCGAACAAGAACUAAGCAAGGCUUUGGCAAUUGAAGAAUCGGUGCUUGGGUGUGAUCACGUGGACACUGCUGCAACAUAUUGCAACCUUGGGAUGGUUCUGAAGGCCAAGGGGAACUUUGAUGGUGCUCUGAAAGAGUACAAGAAAGCUCUCAGGAUCCGACAACAAGUUCUGGGGGAGGGGCAUCCAAAUGUUGCCACAACCUACAACAAUAUUGGUGGUGUAGCUUUGAUGGUGCGCAACUUUGAUGGUGCACUGGAAGAGUACCGCAAGGCCCUGGCAAUCUUUGUCGCAGCACUUGGAGAUGACCAUCCUGAUGUUGCAUCUGCCCACAGCAAUAUUGGCUUUGUGAUGCACAUUAAAGGUGAUUAUAGGGCUGCUUUGACAGAGUACAGGAAAGCAUUUGCCAUCAGAGAGAAGGUCCUUGGAAAGGAUCACCCAAGCACAGUGUCCACAAAUGAGGCAAUGAACAUGGCGCUGAGAGCCAAAUGGGCAGCACAGUCUUAGCAAUACGGUAUGCAUAGGUACAGCGUACAACCUAGACUACGAUGUAGGAGCUGGGCCGUCGCCCCGACGCAUUUGGACGGCCACAUGACCCUGUAAUACUUCAUCCUACGAAUACUAGUAAACUAUUUGUCUGGUCGUGUCGUGAACGACCUCGUGUCAGACACUAGAGUUUCCAUUGUCCC
Messenger RNA from Seminavis robusta, 2977 nucleotides. The record is from the annotation of a GenBank genome assembly. NCBI's taxonomy places the organism in Eukaryota, Bacillariophyta, Bacillariophyceae, Naviculales, Naviculaceae.